Molecule: messenger RNA, 1416 nt
Organism: Klebsormidium nitens
Lineage: Eukaryota; Viridiplantae; Streptophyta; Klebsormidiophyceae; Klebsormidiales; Klebsormidiaceae
Source: the annotation of a GenBank genome assembly
CCCCAACCCAAGAAUCUACCUACCUAAGGCUAGAGCUGGGCGUCUGUUGAAAUUAGGGUUCUGUCAACUGGCGUCGCCCGGCAUGGCGCUGCAUUCGUCAGGAUGUGUUUGAGCCGUUCCAUUUGCAGACGAGUAGGCCACAGAUGGGACUCUGCAAAAUGAUGCUGAAGUAUGGAGGCCGAUGGCAGCUCAAUGACGGCUCAGUCACAUCCUUAUUGCACUGUCAAAACAGCGGCCUUUGGUGUGCGGAGGGCUAAGAUGGCAGGAGACACAGACUCCGCAUUGCAAAUGACAUCUUCAAAAAGGAAGGGCAAAGAACAGAGCUGAGGCUGCAGCUUGGCUGAACUGGUUCAGUGAGUUCCCCUGAUGGAGGCUCGCAGCAGGCUCACGCUUGUUCAGCGGCGGCGCUACUUUGGCGCCUUCUUGUGGGCCCUGGUCCGACGGCAGGUCCAGCUCAUCUUAUCAGGAGAAGCGGCUAGCGGCAUCCAGGUGCAGUUCUCCUGCCUGGUAGCACUUUCCAGUUUGUGCUAUUUAUGGCCUGCCGUGUACUACUUUCUCUACGUCCAGUGCCACAUGCGCACUCUGCUCUUUGGCGCUGUCACCAUUUGCAGCCUCUUCUCUGACAGCCUCUGCCCAGCAUCCCCAACAUGGCGCUCCUUUGAUCGCCUCUUCGCAACUUUAGCAGCAAUAGUUGGACCUGCCUGGAGUCUAGCAUGGAGAGUAGUGUUUGGUCAAGCGUCCGUCCUCUUUCUUGCCCAAGCGCUUGUGUUGAACGGCGUGGCUUUAUCGAUCCUGUUUUGGAGCCGUAAGUCAAGAUGCCAAGCGCACUAUGUGUUGAGACAUAGCUUGUGGCAUGUUACAAGUGCACUUGCAAUCUGUGGGACCCUGAUACGAGACUGACAGUUGAUUUCGGUCAGGAGGGAAUGGUUCUUUUCUAGACGAUCAUUAGGUGUAACAGUUGCUCCGUGCAGAAUAAUUUAUUGGAAGGAUCAAGGUGACACCACUACAAUCGCAGUCUGUCAAAGGCGUAAGUGGCCCAAGCAUCUAACGUGCUGAGAACUGAAAGAACAGGUUAUGCGCAAGCAGCACAUCAACUUGGCAACCGGUGCAUUCAAAAGAGAAACGAACCUUGGGACUGACCGGCUAUACACUGGCUCGGACGGCUGACGUGUGGAAGGUAUCGCGUACCAAAUGUAAGUUGUGUUGCUUAUCUUGUGAAGAUUCAAGUGACGAGUCGGAUGUUUCACCAUGGAGUUUGUCGGCCAGCAGGAAUUUCAUGCAGUACAAUCUGCUUAGAUGCAGGUGCUGUACCAGGCUUUGAAUUUGAUGAAAGGAGUCAGAGACUCGGUGUAGAACUGAGUCGUGUCGGAUCGACGAAACUACAUUAGUCUUGACUAUCAACAAUUUAGUACCAUG